GUGAUAUGGAUGAGCAUAAUAAAGCCUGACUCUUUCAUUCACCAGUGAAUAUACUAAGUGAGUAACAGAGAUUGUGGUGUCACAGUCAAAAUUGUGUAGUUUUGGACUUGGACACAUUUGGAUAUUUAAAGCAUGAAGGUUACAAACAGUAAUGUAAUUCAGUUUCACCUUGAAGUUAUUUAUGGGAUAACUGUGAAGAGCUUUGAGAAGAAAAAGGAGAGGCUGGUCAUCGGUGUUUCAAAGGUCUUUGGGGUUCCUCUGGAAAAUGUACCCAGGCAAUACAUUCCUGAGUUUGGACUGGUGCCCUGCUUUUUGGUGGAUGCUUGUUCAUUUCUUCUGGAGCGUGCUAGGACUGUAGGCCUGUUCAGAAAACCGGGCUCUCUUCCUCGCAUUAAGACCCUCAAGGACAAGCUGAAUUGUCAAGAGGGGUGUCUAUCCACAGCCCACCCUUACGACGUGGCAACUCUAAUCAAACAGUUUUGCAGGGAGCUGCCGGAGCCUUUGUUUCCCUCAGAGCUCCACACAGCUCUACUUGAAGCCCAGGCGCUGCCCAACCUGCAGGACAGGACUUCAGCCCUUCAGCUGCUGUCCUGUUUGCUACCUGCCAGAAACUUCUCCUGUCUGCAUUACCUGUUUGACUUUCUCUGCAAAGUCUCCCAGAGAUGCACUGACAACUUGAUGACCAGCUCCAACCUCGCUACAGUCUUCGCUCCGUGUCUUUUGCCGCCUCCCAACAAGGCAGAGAUGUCUGAAGGGAGACUUGAACUCAGAGUUCUUGUCCUGCGCAAAUUCAUCGAAAAUCCUGACUUAUUCGGUGUGAUUCCUAAAGCUGUAAUGGACAGUAUGGAGUUUCUGAUGAAUUUCCAUCUUCUAAAAGACGAAAAGAGAAGGCCAAAAAAAAGACACAGUUUCAAAGUAAUGCAGUCUGGUAAGACAGCCUCCUGGAUUCAAGGAAGGUCAAAGGUCAGGCCUACAGUCUCUGAGCAGAACCAAGGGUCCAUCUCAGGAGAGAGAAAAUCGCUCAGGAGGAGCCUCGGCCUGGAGACUUUCCCUAAUGUCCAGCUCUUUAGGACCUUUAUGCCUUUUGCAGACCAAACUCUCAAACCUGCAACGGCUUUAUUGGACAGUCCCCCCAAACAUGCAUGCAAGACCCUGCAAGAGAGACUAAAAAGAGAUCUGCAUUUGGGUCAUUACUCAAGAUCCUCCAAAGGACCAGAUGCAGGCAGCUCUCCUGUUCUCAUUGGUGUCGGGAAACUAGCAUUGUGGAGAAGAUCCACUUCACUAUAUUAUAAAUAUUUACCCUACCAUGUCUUAAUAGGAUACAGCAUAUGUGUUACACGCCUAAAUCGAUUGUUUUCUUCCCCGCAGAUGACAGAAAUGGGCUCGGCGGUGCGGUUAUCGUUGCUCGGCCUCUUCCUGUGCAUGCAGCUCGGCAGGGCUCCAGCCCGCAGCCCCCGCACGGCGGACCAGGUGUCUGAGGCCGACAUCCAGCGGCUCCUGCACGGCGUCAUGGAGCAGCUGGGCAUCGCUCGGCCCAGGGUGGAGUAUCCCGCCCACCAGGCCACCAACAUUGUCGGGCCUCAGAGCAUACAGGGUGGUGCUCACGAGGGGUUGCAGCACCUCGGUCCCCUUGGCAACAUCCCCAACAUCGUGGCUGAGCUGACAGGCGACAAUGUUCCCAAAGACUUCAGCGAUGACCACGGCUACCCAGACCCUCCAAACCCCUGCCCCCUGGGAAAGACAGCAGAUGGCUGUUUGGAAAAUGCUCCGGACACAGCUGAGUUCAGCAGAGAGUUUCAAAAACACCAGCACCUAUUUGACCCAGAGCACGACUACCCAGCCCUGGCGAAGUGGAACAAGGAGCUUUUGUACCAAAAACUGAAAGGAGGCCCGAAAAGGAGAAAAAGGAGUGUCAACCCGUAUUUAAAGGGCCAGAGGUUGGACAAUGUGGUCGCCAAAAAAUCUGUUCCUCACUUCUCUGAGGAAGAGGAGGAAGAGGCACCGACCGCCUCUGCUGCCAGCAAAUCCACAACCUAAACUCCUGCACCUGCAACACCGACUGUAAUAUUAAAGCGUACUCUCGGUUUUUAACUCUACAUAUUUAAGCAUUUUGGUUGACAAGCAAUGGGAUUGUGACUUCAGUGCAAGUACUGAAAAAUAAGAACGAUUUUUUAAGUUGUUCACACUUUUUUAUUGUAUUGCAGAAAUAUUAAUUGGCCCAGAUCCUGUUCAAUAAUUAGCCACAACAUCUGUCUCACAACUUUUGCUCUUAUUUUUAACAUAUGGGCUUGAAUGGUAGACCGUAACAGUACAUCUUCCCAUGAUAAAGCAUUACGAUCCGAGAGCUUGGUCCAUGGAAACAACAUUUUAUGGCCUUGUUGACAAUCUGUGACCCUCAUCUGUCAUCAUGGGGAGUAAAUUUUAGCUCAUGAUAAAAAACAAAAUGCAAAAUCUCAACACACCGUUAUUACUCUGAAGUUAGAAAGAUUAUCUUGGAGAGAAAAUAUCUACAUCCUAAUAAAUUUCUUUGAGCAUUAAUGCUUACACCUUCGAGUGUGAUACAGAAAUUGGAAAGAGCUCUGACUGAAAAAGGUCUGGCGGACCUUCUGUGUUGUACAGUGUUAACUUCAGUAGUGAGCCAAAUAUUAUAGUUUAAAUAUCUGGUUAGAAUAUUCAGGAUUUAAGCCAUUUAUAGGGGAUAUAAAUGUUUCUUAUACCAACCAAUUUUAAAGCAUGUAUAGAGCCACAGUUCCAGAGAUUCAACCAUUUAACCCAAAAUGCUACUAUACAAUGUGUUAAGAACUUGUCUGGCAGUGUAUAGGAUAUCUACAACUGUAUUAUAAAAAGAAGUUGUAUAAAGAUAUAUUAAUUUGGAGGAAUAUUGAAUGACAAAGUUAUUAUUACUCGUAACUGUACAGAGAUCAUUUUACCCGCACUCUGAAGUUUCUAAAGUUACUUUUUUUUAUGUCUCAAUAUAACCAUAUAAUCACCUCUGUGUCUUGAAGCAAAUAUUCCAUACAGAUCAUAUUCUUAGAAGCCAAUUGUAAGUGGUUGUAGCUUUGCUUUGUCAUGUAAGGGAUGACUGUUAACUAAGUCACUGUAGCAUGGCAAAUAUUGUAAACGUUAUUCUGAUUAGUAUCUAUUCGCUUCACCACACUGCAGUAAUACAGGCGGCAAUUAAUCUGUCUGGGGUCACUUCAUGUUGUUUGUGUUAUAUUUUUUGUUCUGUAAUGUCAAAUAAACGAUUUAUCUGCAUUGACAAAA
Micropterus dolomieu (smallmouth bass) is the source of this 3264-nucleotide messenger RNA. RefSeq lists its product as uncharacterized. Gene Ontology annotation, biological process: neuropeptide signaling pathway; regulation of hormone secretion. The transcript is spliced from 13 exons. Gene Ontology annotation, cellular component: secretory granule. The record is from RefSeq and is a predicted model, not a curated record. Gene Ontology annotation, molecular function: enzyme regulator activity. NCBI's taxonomy places the organism in Eukaryota, Metazoa, Chordata, Actinopteri, Centrarchiformes, Centrarchidae. Bases 133 to 2037 code for a protein of 634 amino acids.